Austrofundulus limnaeus is the source of this 1759-nucleotide messenger RNA. Its product is annotated as protein kinase C and casein kinase substrate in neurons protein 3. Gene Ontology annotation, biological process: regulation of endocytosis; cytoskeleton organization; plasma membrane tubulation. The record is from RefSeq and is a predicted model, not a curated record. Gene Ontology annotation, molecular function: protein binding; phospholipid binding. Gene Ontology annotation, cellular component: endosome; cytoplasm; plasma membrane. NCBI's taxonomy places the organism in Eukaryota, Metazoa, Chordata, Actinopteri, Cyprinodontiformes, Rivulidae. The transcript has 10 exons. The coding region runs from base 127 to 1314 and encodes 395 amino acids.
UAGUCACAGAGAGAAAGAAAAGCUAAACAACCUGACAGGAAGGCGCUCAGCGAGGAGUUUAGAGAAGCAAAUUAUGAGGUUAAAGUGAAAAAGGAAGAAGAUGACUGAAAACUAGAAUUACAGCGGAUGUGGGAGGAGAGCGACAGAGCAAUGGCGAGUCGCCCCAAAGAACCCGCCGAGGAUCCUCGGAAACAGAGCUUCUGGAUGCCAGGAAACUAUGUGCGCACCGUGCACCGAACUGAGCAGUCCUUCCAGGCCUGCAACGACAUCGUGGCCUGCUUCACGGAGCGAGCAAAAGUGGAAAAACAGUAUGCUCAGCAGCUCAGCCAGUGGAGCAACAAGUGGAAGGCUAUAGUGGAUUCUCGGCCUCUUUACGGCUCCCUAAUGAGGGCAUGGCAGUGUUUUUUCACCUCCACGGAACGUUUGUCUGCGCUCCACUCCUCCAUCGCUCAGUCGCUCACCGAGGAGGAAGGGGAACGGGUGAAGACCUGGCAGAAAGAGACCUUUCCCAAGAAGAUCUUCUGUGGAUUCAGGGAGAGCUACAAGAGCAACACGAGUUUUUCACGAGCGCAGAAACCCUGGUCCAAAAAGCUGCAGAAGUUGGAGAAGGUCCGGGUUGCAUACCACAGGUCUUGUCAGAAGGAGCAAGCAGCUCUUGACAAGGAGAAACAAGCGAACGAAAACUCUGAGAUGAGUGAAGAGAAAAAGCAGAAGAUCAGGGAGGCCAAAGAGAAAACUGCAGAGGAGAAAGAAAAGGCUAAGGAUCGAUACGAGAAAAUGCUAGAGGAUGUGUCGUCAUACACGCCUCGCUACAUGGAGGAAAUGGAAGCCAUUUUUGAAGAGACGCAGGAGGAGGAGAGGAAGAGGAUCAGCUUUCUGAAGCAGGUGUUUCUUUCCAUCCACAGACAUCUGGACAUCACCAACAAUGAGAGUGUGAAAGCUGUUUACAGUGAGCUCCAUCAGACGUUGAUGUCCAUUGAUGAGCAAGAUGAUCUGAAAUGGUGGAAGAAUAACCACGGUCCUGGCAUGCCGACUGACUGGCCCAAGAUUGAGCAAUGGGUUCCUCCCAUAAAAAAGCUCAAUAGAAAGAAAAGAGACCAGAAGGGGAAAGAAAGUCGACCUGUGAUGAUCGGGGGUGUGAAGGUGAGAGCGUUGUACGACUACGUGGGAGAGGAGGCUGAUGAGCUGUCCUUUAAAGCAGGUGAGAUCUUCCUGAAGGUGGAGGAGGAAGACGAUCAGGGCUGGUGUCGGGGGGUGCUGACCGGCGGGAAGGAGGGCUUCUACCCGGCCAACUAUGUUGAAGUUGCCGAGUGACGUCACACUGUCCAACAGCUGAUGUCCUGAUUGUCUUUGUCCUCACAAAUCUAUAUUUUUAAACAUUAUUCUUAAAGCAACAAUCUGACAUCUAAGAUGUCGUUGUUAAAGUGUAAAAUUCUGAGGCCUUACGAUCCUAACUUGUUUUAUUUGAGUUCUUUGUAAAGAUUUGUUGUUUCAUGUUGAAUGUUUUUAUGUAUGCGUAUAAGUUUGCAUGUUGGUGUGUCUUGCCAAGAAGGAACAAGAAAAAAAAAGAGAAUAUUUAUUUAGCUUUUUUGUGUCCAAGACAUUUGGUCACUGAAAUGAAGGUGAGCAGGAUUGUGCCGACACAGGUUUACAAUGUGUGCAUGCUGCGUUGUUUACUUCAUAAGUAUUAUGUUUAAUAAGCACAAAGAAGUCACGUUAAAGAAAGUGGAUUUUCAAAAUAAAGCUACUCUAAUGCAGA